UUAUAGUUGUUAAAAAUAAGUAGACUAAUUUUCAUUCUAGUAAAUUAUUUUAGUUAUAUAUUUGCGUUUUUAAAAUAAGCGCGUAGGAGUUUACGUCAAUUUCACAUUGAACUUAGCGAAAGCGCAGGGACACAUGUGGGGGUUCUUUGCAUCGGCAGGUGCAUGAGUGGCCCGCCUUACACUCUGUUUCAUUGGAGUUUUCAGCAACUGACUUGAUCGUUCCUUUUCGUCGUAACCUUCGAGGCGUUUGGACUGGUGGCGUUUGUCUGUUUCAUUUUGAUUUUUAUUUUAUUGAAAUUAAUGCCUGAUGGACGAUCUUCUUAGGAUUUGGGAUUUAGAAUCCCUUCAAAACAUUUUUAAAGAUGCAGAUUACAUAGGAGCAUGCAUUGCGCGGGUCGCGGUACUCUUAACGAGAAUGGAGAAUUUUUUAUUACUUCUGCCCACUCACAUGCACCCAAUAGAAGGGAAGAGCAGGAGAGAGUUUUUCGCCAAGAAUUGUACAAUGCUGCGAGAAAUCAACCCCACGGAAAUCGAGAAAUAUAUAAUAACAUUAGAAAUUUCCACGGAAAUGCACAUAUUGGUAUGCCUUUUAACAAUAUGCAAGCGAAUAUGAACCGGUGGAGAGUGCAAAAUGUGCCACCAAAUCCUGUCAGUAUAGAAUCAUAUGCCAGGCUGUUAAAUAGUGAAGAAUGGAAUCAUUUACGACAUUACAACAACGGUUCCCUUCAAUUCCAGUUAACAACAGAGGAAAUAGUUCCAUCACUUGUUAUUUUUGAUCCGAAUUUUGUCGCAGACCUUUUCUUAAACGCAGAGUUAUACAUAGACGUAUCGAAGAAGGCGAUUCCGGCCAAUAUAGAAUGCGAACAACUCCUAACAAUUAUGAGCGUCAAAAACGGCUACGUUAUUCCUUGCAUCUGGGCACUGAUGACUUCAGAUUUCCGCCAAAGUUAUGUCGAAGUUUUUCAACAAAUAAGACGCUGCAUUCCGCAUAUGUCUAUACGUUCUGUCGUUACAAGUUAUGGAAGAAACUUGCAAGAAAGCUUACAAUCAGAAUUUCCAAAUGCAACGAUUUCAGGAAGUCUGCAUCAUUUCCAUGAGGAACUCUAUAAGAAAGCUAAUGAAGUUGGAAUGACGAGAGAUUGGGCAGAUAAUGAUGAAAUUCGAACGACAUUUCUUUCCGUACUGGCUUUACCGAUGCUACCAAGAGAACAAAUUAGAAUUGGAUUAUUUCACAUCCAAACUAAAAUUAACAACGAGAAUGAAGGUGUUAAUAAUUUUAUGGAUUACAUUUCAACACAGUGGAUACAAAGCGUACAACCGCAUCGUUUUUCAAUACAUCGUCAAUAUGAUCGCAUCUUCAACAUCUUUCAACCGUAUAGAAACCGUCUAGCAUCAAAAAUUGGCAACUUUGAAGAAAUAUGGAGUUUUACAAGAAAAAUGGUUUCUCUACAAAGCAGACUUUUCCUUGAUAAGCAGAAGAUAGUAACUGAAAGGAGAAAUGGAGUACAGUGCUCCAAAUUGAUAAAUCGUGGUUUAAAAUCUCAAAUAAUGAGAGCGUGGAAUAAUUUGGAGGCAAGGAGAUUGUCACUUGAAGAUUUUUUGACCAACGCCUCAUACAUCGCCGUCGAAAGCAAUGUCGAGUUUUUGGAGGCCGACUAUCAGAAUGAUGACCUCAUUGAACUUAUUGUUCCAGAUGAAGAUGGUAAUGAUAAUGCGAACAUGCAUGAAGAUGCAGCAAUUAUUAUUGACAUCGCGGCAGAUGACGAAAUUGAUGCUAAUAAUCGUAUUGAAGAAGAAGAAGCAGGGGAUAAUAAUAGAGAAAUCAUUGACAAUGAGCCCAAUCUUGUUAAAGAAGGGAAUAAUGGAGAAAUAAUUGCCAAUCAACCCAAUCUUCCUAUUGAAGAGGAACGUAAUAAUGGAGAAAUCAUUGACAAUGAGCCCAAUCUUGUUGAAGAAGGGAAUAAUGGAGAAAUCAUUGCCAAUCAACCCAAUCUUCCUAUUGAAGAGGAACGUAAUAAUGAAGAAAUGAUUGUCGUGAAUGAAGCUCCCCAAAACAACAUCAUCAAUGCAGAUUAAAAUUGCAGCAAAUGCGUAAUUUGCUACGAAAACAUACCAAAUUAUGUUAUUGUAAACUGUGGGCAUAUUUGUCUUUGCGAGGAGUGUGCCAACAACGAUCAUUUUACCAGUCCACCUAACAAAGAAUGUCCGAUUUGCCGGAGUGAAAUAUUAAUGAUAAUCAGGACAUACACUUUGUAAAAAAGACAGGUUCCUCGGAUAAUCAACAAAUGUAAUCAGAAAGCAGUAAUAACGAUGAGUGGAGUACAACAACAUCUGCUUCUUUUAAAUGCAGAUGCUUCUAAUCGGUCAAAUAGACAUGUGAUGUUUCGAUUCAACGUCUAAGAGACGAAAAAGAGCUUUAAUAAUGUUUUAAACAGUAUUUUUACUAUGAGACUGAAUAUUUUAGUAACUGUACAUAAAAUAUAUGCAGGCUGUUCAGGCUAAUUUUGCGAAUCGAUAAGUAAUAUCGAAUUAUGUUCUUUGGGACGAGAUGGGUUUCCCUCUUUUUCUCAUGUGAGAUAAGUAUAUUUGAAAUUCUGUUCGAGUGUUACAUUUUUUUGUUUUCCAAAUACUGUUCUAUGUUGUUGGUAAUUUCAAUUCUUGUAUUCGGCACUACGAUUUAAACUAUGAGACUGAUUUUUUUAGAAAAACAAAUCUAAGCGGAUUAAUAACAGAUAUUUAUAUUUGAUAAUAUUUGAUAAUAAUAUUUUAUUUAUUAAAACUAUUGUUUAAACUACACAUAAAAUAUAUGCAGCCUGUUCAGGGUAAUUUUGCGAAUCGAUAAGUAAUAUCGAAUUAUGUUCUUUGGGACGAGAUGGGUUUCCCUCUUUUUUUCAUGUGAGAUAAGUAUAUUUGAAAUUCUGUUCGAGUGUUACAUUUUUUUGUUUUCCAAAUACUGUUCUAUGUUGUUGGUAAUUUCAAUUCUUGUAUUCGGCACUACGAUUUAAACUAUGAGACUGAUUUUUUUAGAAAAACAAAUCUAAGCGGAUUAAUAACAGAUAUUUAUAUUUGAUAAUAUUUGAUAAUAAUAUUUUAUUUAUUAAAACUAUUGUUUAAACUACACAUAAAAUAUAUGCAGGCUGUUCAGGGUAAUUUUGCGAAUCGAUAAGUAAUAUCG
Leptopilina heterotoma is the source of this 3175-nucleotide messenger RNA. RefSeq lists its product as uncharacterized. The record is from RefSeq and is a predicted model, not a curated record. Lineage: Eukaryota; Metazoa; Arthropoda; Insecta; Hymenoptera; Figitidae. Bases 382 to 2076 code for a protein of 564 amino acids. The transcript is spliced from 14 exons.